AUGGCUCCGCACCCAGAAGUCCCCGCCGUGACGAUACACAAGGACGUGUACCCGGGGAUCGAUUUGAGUACCCGAUUGAAGGACGCUGCGAAGGGCAAGGUGGUCUAUAUCACCGGUGCCAGCCGCGGAGUGGGGGAAGCCACAGCCUACGCAUACGCACAGGCGGGUGCGAGGGGGCUGUUCCUCACCGCGCGUUCGGCGGACGCCCUGGUGUCCGUCGCAGAGGCGACACGGAAGCACUCCGUAUCUGGGUCCGUCAUCGUCGAACCGUAUGCGCUAGACAUCACCGACGAGAAGGCGGUUGGCGAGAGCGUGAAAACGUGCCUUGAUAGGUUUGGGAGGAUCGAUAUCGUCGUCGCGAAUGCGGGGUACCUGGAGAAGCGGCUGCGGGUGGGGGAGCAGGACCCUGAUGAGUGGUGGAAGACUAUGACUGUCAACAUACGGGGGACGUUCAACGUCGUUCACCACACUAUCAAUCAUCUAGUGGCCACCAAGGGCUACGUCGUUCUCGUGUCGUCUCUGGGAGCGCAAGCCCGAAUCCCCGGGCGGAGCGGCUAUCAGACGUCGAAGCAUGCGAUGAAUCGCUUGGCCGAGUUCAUCCAAGUCGAGUACGGCGCUGCAGGGGUCAAAGUAUUCUCGGCGCACCCGGGUGGCAUUGUGACCGUGCUAGCAUCGAGCGAACCCUCGCUUGCGCCCCUCCUCCAUGACAAAGUGGAAAUUGCCAGCCACUCGAUAGUACGGCUGACCAGUGGAACGGAGGACUAUCUCAGUGGGCGGUUUGUGAGCUGUACGUGGGAUCUUGAUGAGUUGGCAAUGAGGCGGAAGGAGAUUGAGGAGGACGACCUUUUGAAGAACAGGCUUGACAUCGGGAGCCUGGCGGAGGCGUUGUAA
This is a messenger RNA of Gloeophyllum trabeum ATCC 11539, 891 nucleotides long. RefSeq names its product NADP-dependent dehydrogenase. The record is from RefSeq and is a predicted model, not a curated record. NCBI's taxonomy places the organism in Eukaryota, Fungi, Basidiomycota, Agaricomycetes, Gloeophyllales, Gloeophyllaceae. Gene Ontology annotation, cellular component: membrane. The coding region runs from base 1 to 891 and encodes 296 amino acids. The transcript is spliced from 6 exons.